UCGAGCGAAAUGCACAGGGAAAUAGAAGUUUGUGGAGAUUUGCGGGAAGACAAACAUCUAGUGAUUUGUGGUUAAUUAUGGAAAACAAAUACCGUGGAUUUGAGCAGCAGGACUGACAUUUUGAGGUACACGGAGAUUGGUAGCGAGGUGGCGUUAAGACGUUACAGGUGACGUCAGAGUCAUGUCCACUCAGUGUCCAUCCGAAACGUUCACCGACAGUGAAAGUGUGAUUACCUUUGACGAUUUUGACGAUGAAGGCAAGGGAACUGUCAAAAGGAAAACACGCAAUCUGAGCGAGAAGAAACGACGUGACCAGUUCAACAUGUUAAUAAAUGAACUCAGUUCGAUGGUGUCCAUCAACAGCAAGAAAAUGGACAAAUCCACAAUCCUCAAAUCAACGAUUUUAUUUCUGAAAAAUCAUCAAGCCAUAUCUGUUAAAUCCCGAGCUCACGAGAUCAAGCAGAACUGGAAGCCAUCAUUCCUGUCAAAUGAUGAGUUUUCACAGCUCAUGCUCGAGGCGCUGGAUAGUUUUCUUAUUGUAUUCACGAAGAAAGGCAAGAUUCUGUAUGUUUCAGAAAGCGUCACAUCUUUACUUGGCCAUUUACCUAGUGACUUAGUGAAUCGGUCACUUUAUAACUUUCUUCACGAGAAGGAUCGGGUCACCGUCUUUAACACGUUGAUGGAUUACAAGACGACUGUUAACGAGACGAUGAUGACAACAUCAUGUCACAUACGACGAGGAACGAUCAACCUCAAAGACCCGUACUCGUACGAACACGUCCAGUUAUCGGGGACCUGUCGACCCUGGCCAGGAGAAAAUGAUGUGACAGAUUCAAGAUCCAGUAGUUCGUCUUCAUCUUCCGAAUCGGUGUGUUUCUGCUGCACAGUCCGACUCAACAAGGCGCAGAUUAUUCGUCAGCUGUCUGUUGUCAACGAAAACUUAUCUGAAUUCACCUCACGGCAGUCUCUUGAGUGGAAGUUUCUCUUUUUAGAUCAUAGAGCUCCACCCAUCAUUGGUUACUUGCCGUUCGAAGUGCUUGGAACUUCGGGUUAUGAUUAUUAUCAUCCAGACGACCUAGAGAAAAUCUGCAAGUGUCACGAUCAGUUGAUGCAGACAGGGAAGGGAACAACCUGUUUGUACCGGUUCCUCACCAAAGGUCAGCAGUGGAUCUGGCUGAAGACGCAGUACUACAUCACAUACCACCAGUGGAACUCCAAACCCGAAUUUAUCAUGUGCACCAACACCGUGUAUAGUUAUUCCGAAGUGCGCCGUGAACUGCGCAAGGAACUUGGUUACGGCGAUGGCGACGUGGACAUGUCAGUGUUUGACGAGUUCGAAUCUGAGAACAACUACAAUCACUGCCCGUCACACUGCUCAGAUAGUUCCGUGGGGCAGGCUGCCUCGCCACUGCUGAAAUCACCCGAGAUUCCCAAACCUCAGUCUGAAAUCGUGCUGAGAGCACAGAGUCGUCACAGAUGCCUGCACUCCACAGAGAUGGACAUGAACCAAGGCAAGAAGGUCAUGUCCUUGAACAACCUUCAGGCACUCCUGGAGCAGCAGCAGCAGCAGCAACAGCAGCAGCAGCAGACGAUCAACGCGAUGAGUGAAAACCUGCCGCCAGACAUCCAGCAGAUCCUGUCGGCGAUAGUUCCCUCCAAUGCCAUGGGUGUACACAACAACCUCGUAACACACCCAUCCAUUCACCAGCCGUCCAACUCAAUGACAAUGAGAAAUUUACAGACGAUGGCCAACAGUGUGUCGACGAUGUCUCUGACGCCAAACAAUCACCAGUCGCCUGAAUCCUACUUGACGACGGUUCACAGACUGUUUGAGGAUGAGCUGCGCCAAACAUCUGACCAGCUGCGCAGCGCCAUCUUGUGGCAGCAGCAGCAACUGAUGAUCAUCACAGACCACCUGAGACACGUCCAGCAGCACCAGGCGCCGCCAAUACAGGGACUAGCAGUCGACAGUACAGUGAUGAGACCUGAUGCACACAUGAUGAUGCCGCACCAGUCUGGACAGAUGAUGCUAAAUGAUGCCAGCUCCAAUCACAUGAUGCUACCCACAAGUACUGAAGGUACCAACAACUCAUGCCACCAGUCAAUGGACCCCUGUAUGUCAUUCCAGCUACAUGUUGUGCCUGAAGAUGAAAAAAUUAACUUUUCCCCAGGAGACUUGUCCGAUUCCUGUUAAUGAAGUUAUCAUCAAGGGACAAAAAGGGCAUAAAGAUUUCAUUGUGAAUGUUUAUGAUUUCAUUGUUACUGGGCAUAUGUGAACAGUUAUUGAUAAUGACAUUAAUAGACAAAAGGACAUAAAGAUUAUGAAUGUUCACUCUGUACAGGAAUUGAACAACAAUUGUUAUUACCGGUAAUGGAUGUUGACAGUAAUUGUGUGAACUGUUAUAUUCCUCUUAUGAUUGUUUCAUUGUAAGAAAUGUGACCUGUUAUCUGUUAUUUGUGUUUAAAUUAAAGGACAAAAUUUCUCUUUGUAUUGAAUACAGUAAAACCUGCCCUGUGACCACCUAUGAUUAACAGCCACGUGGUUUAAGUGGUCAUUUUUAACUAGUUAGGACAGCUUUAACUAAUUCAACUUAAAUAAUAAUAAAAAAAAUUAUUAUCACCAACAUAUUCCUGAAUUUUUAAAAUAAAGAUUCACAUGUACAAAGUAUAUAUCACAAGUAUAAAGCCAUAAGAAAUGAAUUCCCAAAAUUAAACUUCAAUUUUCAGUUUUUAUUUCUUGUUCUUUAAUGACAUUUUAAAACCCACCUACCGAAUUCCAACUAUUUUUAUACUGAUACCAUUUUCUAUAGAUGUUCUAAUAUCAGAUUAGAUUGUUGCACUAAAAUACAUUGUUGUAAAUGUGUGUGAUGUCUCCAGUGAACUUCCAUAUAUAUCUUUGACAUUUACCAUUUGACUUAAAAAAAGAAAACAGUCCAACCCUUAAGGCAGUAAUCAGUCACUGUAUUUACCAUGCAGUCCAACAAAAACAAAGUUGAAUAAUCAUACUUAUUCAGUUUUGUUAGGUAAAUGUUAGGUGAACAUGCAGUUUCAUAUAGAAAAGAUUUUGCACUAUGAUGUCAUAUACUUGACACCAUUCUUUGUAAACCAUAUGUCCAACACCAUAUAACCGUAAAUAAAAUGUGUUGAGUGUGUCGUUAAAUAAAACAUUUCCAUUCUUUGUAAGACACCAAAGGCGUAUGGGCUCCCAUUUUUAUAGGAGGCUUUUACCUGAAUUAAACAGAAAUGCCAGAAUUUAUUCAACAACAUUUAUUGAUAUUAGCAUUACUGCCAAACAGCUAUAUAGGGUUGUAAACGAAUCGUUGCACAUUUUUCAACUAAUUUUGAGGGUAGAAUGAUGGAAAUACAUUGUAAAAAGGUCUCAGGUUAGUACAUUUUGCCCGAAUAUUUAUAUAUCUUUUUCCCCAAAUUUGAGAUUUUGACAUAAAGUGUAUGUAAUUAAAAACCUAGUCUGAAAUAAGAGUCAGGGUUAUGUUACUUGGUCUAUAUUUUUCGUCACCCAUCUUGCCAAUGUAUAUAAGGAUUGCAGGAUAAAAAUCUGUGAGGAAAUGUAUAAUUUUUUUCACUCCGCCCAAGUCUGAUUGAAAAAUCCACUAAGCUUACGCUUGUGGUUAGACUGAUUGAAUGAAAGGGUUAAUAUGAGGGGCCAUUAUGUGGUUGAAUGAAAGGGUUAAUAUGAGGGGCCAUUAUGUGGUUGAAUGAAAGGGUUAAUAUGAGGGGCCAUUAUGUGGUUGAAUGAAAGGGUUAAUAUGAGGGGCCAUUAUGUUUCCUUAGUGGCCAUUGUGUUUUAUUUGGGGCUGUUCAUAAUUAACAUUUUUAUAAGUGUACAAAGAGUCAAGCCAAUAUGUAUUAACAUGCUCAUAUACAUUUAGAGUUUCGAGCAUGUCUGUCUCGGGUCCGGUAUCUGGAUAACCAGUGACCUGACCUGGGACAGAAGUACAAAGAGAACAAGUUUUCUUUUGCAUUCCACCUCCCCUUUUAAAAACAAAGUGUACAUAUAAAGAGUAUACAUAUAAAGUGUUGAGUUUUAAUAGAUUUGAGGGGUGUGUUUUUUUUAAAUAUAUGCUGGCAAAUAAUAUACUCUCACCCAACUAGCAGACACUUUCUUAAUGUUUAUGAAAAUGUUAAUAUCUGUGAACAGUUUGGUAGAUCAUAAAGUAACCGACAGAAGGCUGAGUCGAUCUGUUUUCUGUGAGAUUGUAUAUUUUUGUAUUGUAAAUAGUACACACAUUGUACAGGUGGAUUCUAGCAGCUGGCUGUUACAGUAUCCCUAAGAGAGUGUGCUCACUGUUCUAGGUGAUCAGUAAACACAGCCCAUUGUUUGUGCAAUAUUUCAUUUCUAAUUUUUCAUUUUCUCUUGUAUUAUUACUGUCUUGUGUUCAACAAGGUGUAGUAUGUAGAUAUUACAGUGAAGAUUAUUUAUUUAUUUUGUAUUCAAAUACACUGUACUGAUAACAUUUUGUACACUUUUUACUUUUUUAUGUCAAGAACUGUGUAAUAUGGUGAACAACCUAUGUUUUCAAAGGAUAUUUUGCUACAAACAUUUUGAAUUUUGUACUUGUACAUUAUAGGUGACCAGUUUUUGUUGAUAUUUUGAGCAAAUUAUUAAAAGAUGGUCAUCAACAUAAAAGCUAGAAACCCUAAUGUUAGGCCUACUAGAUGCAGUCUUGGAUCAAAAUGUAUUUGAUACUUAAUAUGUGCAAUUUCCAAGCACCAUCUGCUUGCAUAUGGAUUUACUUUGAUCAAAUUCCUAUCCCAGCUAAUGUUUAACUAACAUUUUAACCAUCAACAUACACACAAAAAGCGUUACAUUUCUGGGCUGUAGCUAAGGGGAGAGGGGCAGAUGAAUUCUUGGAAUGAACAAGCAUGGAAGGUGUAUGGAAGGUGCAAGACCAAUCUAAUUUUAAAAUUAGCUCCACUAUUACAUGUGGAUCUAACAGCAGCCCGUUGGAGCUCAUGUCCAGUUGACCUUUCAUUCGACCAAACAAAACCUUACUUGCAAAAUCAUGCCAGUGAUCUGAA
Messenger RNA from Gigantopelta aegis, 5040 nucleotides. Its product is annotated as circadian locomoter output cycles protein kaput-like. NCBI's taxonomy places the organism in Eukaryota, Metazoa, Mollusca, Gastropoda, Neomphalida, Peltospiridae. Gene Ontology annotation, cellular component: cytoplasm; CLOCK-BMAL transcription complex; nucleus. The record is from RefSeq and is a predicted model, not a curated record. Gene Ontology annotation, biological process: regulation of transcription by RNA polymerase II; circadian regulation of gene expression. Gene Ontology annotation, molecular function: DNA-binding transcription factor activity, RNA polymerase II-specific; protein dimerization activity; RNA polymerase II cis-regulatory region sequence-specific DNA binding. The transcript is spliced from 15 exons. Bases 182 to 2194 code for a protein of 670 amino acids.